This is a messenger RNA of Amorphotheca resinae ATCC 22711, 623 nucleotides long. RefSeq lists its product as hypothetical. The annotation marks the transcript as partial. The record is from RefSeq and is a predicted model, not a curated record. Lineage: Eukaryota; Fungi; Ascomycota; Leotiomycetes; Helotiales; Amorphothecaceae. The transcript is spliced from 6 exons.
AUGCCACCCCCACCCAAGAACCCCUUCUUUACCCUCAGUGCUGAAGAGCGGAAGGACAUCCCCCUACCUGAUAGGCAAGAUCAACAAUUCAAGUGUCGUCAGUGCGACCAUUGGAAGAACCCGAUUAGUUUCUCGAACAAAGAGAUCAAAGACUAUCAGUUCAAGAAGUACAACCUCGACAGCAUUAAUGGGGUUACCGCCAGGUUGCGCUGUCGUACUUGCGCUGGUGAGCAGUUUCACGAGCUGCAGUGCGAGGGCCCAUGUGGCAUAUGGAAGUCGCUCGAUAAUUUCAGCAAGGCCCAGCGAACAAGGGGCUCAAAGUGGUGCCAGGAGUGUAUCAUGUGGAAGGAAGCUGCCGAGCCGGGUGUCAUUACUACUGCUGCUCCAGGAACAGAUCUCUCCCCUGAUGAGCUCAACCAGGACAGUGAAUGGAGGGAGGACUACUACUCGGGGUCGGAGGAUGCCAUGGACAGUGACGGUGAGGAUUUGAACAAGAGCUACCCGCCAGGAUCUGAUGUUCAAGCUCUGAGCAGUACCGGAGAGAAGAACAAAUCCACCGCUGGUACUAUGAAUACUCCGGAUCCGUCGACUGUUCCCACGCAAUCGACUUUGACUGGUGCUCC